AUGGACUUUACUGGCAUUGAUCAUGGGGAUAAUAACAAGGAAGAAAAUCCAUGCGCUGAAGUUGAAAUUGGGGUCAAAUUUGAGCACACAAAUGAAGUUGAAUUUGGGGAUGGUAACAAGGAUGGAGAGGAUCCAUGUGCUGAAUUUGAAAAUGAGGACAUUGAGUCCGAUGAUAUAGACUUUUAUGUUGACAAUGACAACAUCUUAGAUGAUGUAGAAGUUGACAUGAAUGAUUUCAAUGAUAACAUUGAUAUUGAUGCAGAGUGGGUUGAGGGUAUGAAUGACAAUGUGGUACAAGAAGAGAAUGAAGUUGGAGAGCUUAAUGAAGUACUAAAUAACGAGGUACUUUUGUCAGGCUCAUCUUCGGAUGAAGGUCAAGCUGGUCAACGAAAGAAGACCAUCAAAGCUAUCCAACGAGCUCACGAUAAUGAUGAAGCAAAUGUUGUUGAACCAUUUUAUAUCCUUCAAACCUUUAAUACAACCCAAGAGUUUAAAGAAAGAGAUAAACUCCAUGCUAUUGAGACAAGAAGGGAACUUGGUUUUGAAAAAAUGACAAGACUAGGUGGGGAAGGUCAACAAGAAGUCAACAAUGAAGAUGAAGAGAAGUGCUCGUGGAGCCUCCAUGCUAGUAAAUGGAAACGUGAUGUAAACUGGAUGGUCAAAUCUUACAACAAAGAACAUCGUUGUCUCCAAACUCGGAAUGUUAAAGCCUGUACUUAUAAGUUUCUCGCAAAAAAUAUUGCAACUCAGGUGGAAUUUAACCCAACUAUUCCAAUUUUUGCUUUACAAGAACAACUGCAACAUGAUUACCAAGUGGGAAUUUCCAAGAUGAAAGUGUUUAGGGCUAGAAAUGAAGCUCUCAAUCAGGAUGAUUUGGGUUUAGGAACCAACUCAAAUUUUACGUUUAUGAUAGCCAGACAAAAGGGAGUGUUACCUGCUAUAGCAAAGUUGUUUCCAUGCGUUGAGCAUCGUUAUUGUCUUCGUCAUAUCCAUGAAAACAUGAAAGCUAAUUGGAGGGCAAAGCAAUUCAAAGACCUGCUAUGGGAUUGUGCAAAAGCAUCUAUUGUUCAACAGUUUCAACAAUCAAUGGAGGAACUUAGAAAACUUAAUAAUGAUGUGUAUGAGUGGCUUAAACCUCAGCAUUGGUCUCGUUCACACUUUACAUGUAGAGCUCAUACAAAUGCUAUGCUUAACAAUAUGUGUGAAUCUCUAAAUAGCAAGAUUGUUGAAGGUCGUGAUGUACGAAUCAUAACAUGUUUGGAGUACAUUAGAGAGGACUUAAUAAAGAAAAUUGUAACUGUGCAAAAGGAAAUUGAUAAAGUUGUAGGUCCCUUGAAUCCUACAAAUACCAUAUGGGUCGAAAAACUGAAGAAAGAGGCUACACAAUUAAGGUCUGUUUUCUAUGGGAAUCGGAAAUAUCAAGUGGGAACUAAUAGGGAUACCAUGUGCACAUGCAAUAGCAACUAUGUGGGAGAUAUUGAAGAACAAAGAAAUUGA
Molecule: messenger RNA, 1497 nt
Organism: Lactuca saligna
Lineage: Eukaryota; Viridiplantae; Streptophyta; Magnoliopsida; Asterales; Asteraceae
Source: the annotation of a GenBank genome assembly